Didymosphaeria variabile is the source of this 567-nucleotide messenger RNA. RefSeq lists its product as uncharacterized. The transcript has a single exon. Bases 1 to 567 code for a protein of 188 amino acids. The record is from RefSeq and is a predicted model, not a curated record. NCBI's taxonomy places the organism in Eukaryota, Fungi, Ascomycota, Dothideomycetes, Pleosporales, Didymosphaeriaceae.
AUGGGCGGACACGUUAUUGGCGUGUAUAUGACUUCUGUCGAGGAUGACAAUUCGUUUGAUGUGCCGAGAGACCUGCGUUUCUGCAUUCUGCCGCAUAACGAUGCUCGUGCGAAUAGGUUCUAUGCCGUGGCCCCGAGUACCCGCAAGUCGGUCGCACCAAUCUUCACUCGUGGGCUAGCGCAAGGAAUCUGCCGCCAGAUCCGCGCCGAAAGCCUCAAUUACCAGUUCAAGAUGAACAUUUUCCACGUUGAUGGGCCCUUAGACCUCAUUUUCCUGUACCGCAGCUUAUCGAUGACCAAACUCCAAGCUAUACAGCAGAUUUCAAUCGAGAUGCAGUACCUUAAUGAAGCGGGCAUCGACCAGACGUCAUCGUCUAGCUUACGAGACACGUUCCCCAACCUCAAGCGGGUUUUCUACGCAGGAACCGCCUCUAGGUAUCAGUCCGAUAUGAGUGCCCUACUGAAAGCUAUGGGAUUGGGGAACCAGUUCUCAGGGAUUGAGUUAGUCAUGAUGGAUGCGUUAGACCGUAACACUGUCAUUCAGGAUGCGCAGAUCUACAAUCUUUGA